Messenger RNA from Schistocerca serialis cubense, 5773 nucleotides. RefSeq names its product follistatin-related protein 5-like. Gene Ontology annotation, cellular component: plasma membrane; axon. Gene Ontology annotation, molecular function: cell-cell adhesion mediator activity; calcium ion binding. Gene Ontology annotation, biological process: homophilic cell-cell adhesion; axon guidance; dendrite self-avoidance. The record is from RefSeq and is a predicted model, not a curated record. Bases 1 to 2286 code for a protein of 761 amino acids. The transcript has 14 exons. Lineage: Eukaryota; Metazoa; Arthropoda; Insecta; Orthoptera; Acrididae.
AUGGCUUUUGUCACCACACUCAGCGGUGUACCGGCUGCGGACGCCGAGUCAGACGCCUCACCGGCAGACCUGGCACCGCCCCCGCCGCCGCCACUGGUGCUGGCGAAGCAAGCAGAGCCGCUGGGAGAGGACGACCAGCGGCUGAACGCCGUGCCCGAGGGGCCAUCGCGCGUCGACUGCAACCAACAGCAGUACGACGUCAUGAAGGAUAACUUGCUGCUCUACAGCCACGCGAAACUCACAUCGGACGACAACCGCACGCCGGGCAGGGAGUACCUGGUGACGGCCAUGUUCACCCACUACGACAGCAACGGGGACGGCGCGCUCACGCAAGAAGAGCUGGACAAGGCUGGCCGCUCGGACGAGGCGGGCCUCGAGGCAUCGGGCGACAGCGGCGGCUGCCAGCUGGGCCACAUGCUCGCCUUCGACGACGCGGACGGCGACGGCCGGCUCAGCCUCAGCGAGUUCUACGCCGCCUUCAGCAAGCUCUACAGCGUAUCGGUGGUGUCGCUGGACAAGGCGGUGCAGGUGCGGCGGCUGCGCGCGCGCGUCGGCGACAGCGUCGAGGUGCGCUGUGACGUCACCGGGGCUCCACCGCCGCCCAUCGUGUGGCGGCGCCACGGGGCGGACCUGGCGCAGCUGCCCGCCGGCGCCGCACACGACUUGCGCGUCUUCCCGGACGGCUCCCUGUUCCUGCCGCGCGUCCAGCUGGUGCACGCCGGCAACUACACCUGCCACGCCCAGCGCAACGAGGACGUCGUCCAGACGCACGUCCUCACCGUGCACACUACGCCUCGGGUGAAAGUCACACCCCGAAUCCAGUCGAAACGACCCGGAGAAGAGGCCACCAUGUUCUGCCACGUCAUCGGAGAACCUUUCCCUAAGGUGGAGUGGCUGAAGAACGACGAGCCGCUGCGGCUGACGCAGCGCAAGUACGAGCUGGUGGGCAACGGCACGGAGCUGCGCGUGCGCAGACUCGCCUACGCCGACACGGGCGCCUACUCGUGCAGCGCGCGCAGCGCCGCCGGCGCCGCCACCGACCUCUCCUCGCUCGUCGUCCAGGACGACCCCGCGCCCACUUCACCGAAGGAGGAGCGGCGCUUCUUCGCUUUCCAUGACUUCGGAAUCUCGGUGUACGAGCCGACGGCUUGUCGCCUGUACCAUCACAUAAGGGGCAGCGACAUCAUACCUGGCACACAGCGUCAGUUGGUGUGCGGCAGCAGCGGUACCGCUUGCAGCUGGGGACAGGCCAUCAACGUGGCCAACCGCUACGUGUACGUGGCGCAGCCCCGCAACGACCGCGUCCUCGUCAUCAGCAAGAUCCAGAUGGUCGUCGUCGACGUGGUGACGACGGACAAGAUGCCGGUGGAGCUGCACUACGUGCCGCACCUGGACCAGGUGUGGGUGCUCAACUGGCGGUCGGAGCGCGACCGCGGCGUCAAGACGGUGCAGGUGAUCCGCGACGCCGCGCAGAAGCGCAAGCACCACACCGUCCACCCGGAGCCCAUAGACGGACAGUUCGACCUCGUCAGCGGACUCUUCAUUCCUCCUAUACAGGACGUGGAGCACGAGUUCCGGCACGGCUACGUGUCGCACGCGGGGCGCCGCGGCCUGCUCAAGCUGGAGCUGGCCUCGCUGCGCUACCUGCGCGCCGUCGACCUCUCCGAGCGCUCCUGCCUGCCGCGCCACCUGCAGUUCUCCUCGCUCUUCGGGCUGGUGGUGGUGGAGUGCGAAGAGCCGGCGACGGGCCAGCCGGCGGGCCAGCUGGUGCUGGACGCCGUGACGGACGCCGUGGUGUCGCAGCGGCCCUCGCUGCUGGGCCGGCCGCACCUCAGCCCCGACAGCCGCACACUCGUCACGCUGCACCGCGCCAGAGACGGCGUCACGCUCGUCGUACAGCGCGUCGCUGACGGUGACCUGAGGUUCUCGUUCGACGUAAAGACGACGCUGAACAUCAGUGACGUGGCCUUCUACCCGUCACGCACGACGCACGGCUACGACCUGUACGCGAGUGCGUCAGACAAGGAGGACGUCCUCUUCCUGGACCUGGCCUCAGGCAAGGUGGAGGUGAUCACAGGCGUCGGGGCGGCGAUGCCCGCGCAGCUGGCAGAGUGGGGGGCGCCCAACCGGCCGAUCGCGGCGCCCGGCGUCUUCGGCCGCUACCUGGCCACCGCGGCCGCCGACGCUCUCUUCGUGCUCAACGGCGCGACGCGCACCGUCAACUGCGAGGUCAGCCGCGUGGCGCUGCCGCGGGCGCUCGCCUGGGUCUCCAUGCGGCUGCAGUGACGCCGGCCGCGACGCGCCCCCGCCGCCCGCAGCGCCGCCUGACUCCUCGGGCCCGCCACCGCCACCACUGCACUUCACAGAGCGAGCCGUUCGACAACGUCAGAGCCCAGGGACUUGUCCUGUUCGCGCGUUUAUCAGCACUGUGUCUUUCCGUAACACGCUACGAUGGAGUCGUUUGCCAUACAGAACCAGAGGCUUCGUAUUGUGUCCACUCGAGGUAAAGAAGGUUUAUCAUACGAUGAAAGCUUUUACGACCGGAUGUCUUAGCUGUUUGUUUGUAUGGUAGUGGCCCAUAAAACAACCCCGUGGUUAACAUUUGGUCCAGAGCAGCGCUAGAAAUCUUUAGAGAUGUUCAUGGAUCUCGCCAACUGGUAGGACUCUUCUCAACCUCGAGCAAGUCUGAAUAUAUCCAGUGCUGUUCUGGACGUAACCUUAGCAACGGAAAAGUUUCAGGGGCCACGAACAUGCAGCACGGAAUACCUACCAGCAGGAAAAGAGACACAAACGUCGGAACGUGCCUGGGCAAUUGCAACUUUCACACAAUAUACACCCACAGUGUCUUCGCUGGUUUCUGUAAAGCUCAAUAAAGAGAAAGGGAUAAAUUUACAGUCGUAGACCGAUUCGACAGGCAUUUCUUCAGUUACCAUUCAAAUUUCACGCAACUGCCGGUGAACAAUGUUUUUACAAAUUUGCCCUAUGGUUUACCAUCAGGUUGAAAUUCAAAUACCUUCCCUGUCAUUUCAGAUUCCCAAAUAAGCUUUCAUAUUGACAAAAUAUACUCAGUAGCUUCGUUCAUCAGGUUACCUGCCAAGAGGUGAAUAACGAAAGUACCAUUAGCUUUAAACAGCUUCGAAAUUAUUUAGGAACGAAAUGUCCAUCUUGGAAACAGCAACUGCCUAAAAUUUUAAAAAAUCUGAGAUACAUCAUUAAUUUUGUGUUGAAUGAAUCAUAAAUUCGUCCGAAAUAUCACAUGUACACAAUUUGAACGUUUCCUCUGUUCGACAACAGCAUGCAGGACUCAGAAAUUUAUCGGCAUUUGGGUUUACUUUGGCAUUACUUAUGCCAAGAUACACAUUUGCGUAAGCGUUUAUACUUCGCCAUUUAUUCAUUAUCACCGCCCUAAUAUGCAACCAAAUUAGGGAACAAAAGUGAAAGCAAUUACUCUUUGCGAUUUUAGAAUUAGUUGGUCGAGACAAUUGCUCUAUGGCCAUUAAAAUGCUGUGAGAUUUUACCAGCCGCAAUAUCGCUUCAUGGUAAAGUGAUCUUAAACUGAGCAGACUACUAUAAAAGGCAACGGGUUCACAAAUGCUACUGCUAUUGUGGUCACAUUUAGGGUUUCAAACCUACCUUCUGCCAUUUAGAUUUUCAUUCUUUGUUAUUUCUCUGAACAUAUCAAGUUGAAUGCCUGGACGUUUCCUUUGAAAAGGACAAGGCCAGUAUCCUCCUCCUCCACCUGGUCUUGGCAGGAACGCUAAACACCAAUCUUUCUUGCUUUGGAAUCAUCAGACACUGAUCUAGGCUUCGCAGACAAAUGUAAAUAACUUUGACGCGGCGAACAAUAAAAUAAAAUUCCACUGUAAAAAAAGCAUCAUAAUGCAAAAAUGAGAACAACUAUUUUAAUUAAGGAAGUUUCAUCGUGCAUGUUCACCUUUGUCUAAAGUCUGUCUCCAAUUCCGUCGUAUGUAAAAUAUUAUAGCCCGAGCUCAAAAUCUCUUGUUGCCUUCAUUUAUGGGUGUACAUUACAGGGGAAUGUGAGAUUUCUUGUGGAGACAAUAACUGAACGACAGUGAAGUCAAAGUAACUCUCAAAUACUCAGUUUGUGAGACGUAUCAGCUUUCUUCUCAAUUAUUAGCAGCAAACUGUUGAGAGUGAAGGAUAUCUCCCCGCUUUCGGUACCAAAAUUUGCAGAUCUAAUGCUACAAAAUGGGCUGAUAGGUCCACGAAUUCCCGUAGGAUGCAUAUGAAUGACGGUUCGUUCAAUCGAUACUUCGCUGGAGAAAUUGCCAAAGUAGCUCUACUAUAUCCUCAUUUGCUGAUACUAACUUACAAAGAUUGUCAUCGCGCUGAUUACGUAGCGGAAUUGUAUGUCGACAGUCGUUUCGAGUAUACAUUUUGGUGAGAUCUCUGCAGAUUCUUUACCUCUGCUAAUAUGUUCUCUGUUGAGCACAUCACGCACUUCAUUUUGAGGAAUAAACAAGGACGUGAUACGAAUUCACAAAUUGAUAAGAAGGACCUUCUGAAGUUAUCUCCUGCAGUUCGUAAUCUUAUCUUGUUACGAAACAUUACUUAAAUCUACGAAGUUGAAUGAUGAUUUUUCGUUCACGUCAUUAACAUAGUGGCUACAACUGUCUCAAAUUGUUACUGUACAUUUUUACUGAGAAAUGCCAGACUAUUGAACUGUUGUUUCCUUCUUCUUUCUGCAUCACGUCUAGCUUGUUUUAAAAUUACAGAACUAAUCCCUAACGGUAAUUUCUUACUAAAUAAAAAAAUGUUGUUGGUCAUGUCCACAUUAUAUAUUCUUAUCUAGCGAAUAUGUGUUUCACUGCUACUUACAUUAGCUGUAUUUAAUGAACCUGCUCUUCCACAUAUAGAGACUUAACUGCUGACACAGUAGCAAUACAAGUUUACUUUCCGCAACACGUCGUGCAUGUUCAACUAUAUCUACAAUUUUAAGGUAUGGAAAAUGUCAUAGCCUGAGCGCAAAUGUUCUAGGUGUCUUCAGUCAUUUAUGAGUACAUUACAGGGAAAUGUGAAGUUUUUUUCGAGACGUAACUAAACCACAAUGAAGUCGAAGUCAGCCUCAAAUAUUUCAGUUUCUAAGACAUAUCAGAUUUAUCCUCAAGUAUCAGCAGCAAACUGAUAUCAUCAUUCCUGAUAUAAACGAUAAGAACUACGUUAAAGGAAAAUUUUCCAGCUUUAUGAAGUGUACGACGAGAGCACAUAGCAAAAUGGUUUUAGAAUAACGAGAUAACCUGCAAUCCUUGAUAUACGUUGAUGACGAAUAUAAUAAUGAAGCAAUGGGUCGUAAAAUAUGGAAGAUAUUCAUGCGUAUCAGAAAUAUUGCCCUUAAUAAUCUUAUAAGAGGAAAGAAUGUCUAGACUGACGGUUAAUAUGAUGAACAUGGAAAAUAGUUAUUCUUUCUCUAGAAAUGAUACGCAAUUGCCAAUUUACAGAAAAUACUUUGCUGUAGCUCUGAUAUCUUUGGAAAACUCAUGUUGUACAGCAGAUAUUUCAGCAAAGAAUAACUAAUGCGUCGUUGAAUAUCUGACCAAUCAUGGACAUAAGUAACCAAUUGAGCUACAAAAAAGAAAAAUUUCGGUAAGUGAUAAGUUGGAGAAGUCUACAACUUGUAGCACAGCCAUAGAGCAUUAUAUUUACGAUCUUUUGUAGUACAGACGUCUUACGAAAAAUCAUGAGGUAGAAGUAUCGGUGAAACUCUUUUUGUAAGAAAAAUUGUAAAUAAAUUAAAGUAUCGUGAAGACAGAUA